Messenger RNA from Leptosomus discolor (cuckoo roller), 1822 nucleotides. The record is from RefSeq and is a predicted model, not a curated record. NCBI's taxonomy places the organism in Eukaryota, Metazoa, Chordata, Aves, Leptosomiformes, Leptosomidae.
GACGAUCAGAAGGAAAUCGAGCAGCACGAAGCGCCUUUCUCCCGCCCCCAGCACCCAAACUUCCUACUACAGCGAGUCCAUGAUGAGUGAGUCCUACCUGGGGGGCAGCCGGGGCCUUGCUGCCCUGGGCAGGGCCGUGCUAGACGAUGACCUGGACAGCAGCACAUAUUGGGGUGGGGAGCUCUCCACCAGGAGGAGAAGAGGCACAGGGGACACUGAGUCCAGUAAGGUCAAUGGGCUGCUGGAGAGCAAGACGUACGACACUUACGCAUCUUCGUCUGGGUACUCCUCGGAAGAUGACUACGCCGGUCACUUUUACUCAGGCCAGAGUAGCUCUGGGUCGGGGCUGAGGACCGCAGCCUCCCGGGUGGGCUCCUUCCUCUGGCAGGUGCUCACCUUCCCAGUUCGGUUCGUGGGGUGGCUGUUCUCGGGGCUGGCAGCUGCCUGGCACCGCCUCACCGGCAUGGCUCCCCACCCGAGCAGCGUCCCCUUCUCCAGGCGCUACCCUUGGCUGAAGAGGUCCCUGCUUCUGCUGUUGCUCCUCCUGCUCCUCGCUGCUGCCGCCUAUGGAGCUUGGUACUUCUACCCAUACGGGCUGUCGACACUCAGCCUCCCUGCCUUCCCGUGGUGGGGAGCUGGAAAGCUUUCCUCCUCCGAUGUGCCUGGGGCAGGGGACUUGACCGCACUGGACCAGCGGGAUGCGGGGCUGAAGGAGCAUCUCCAUACUGACAUGACCAUCCACCUCCAGGGUGAGCUGGAUGCCCUCCGAGCCCAGGUGCAGAGGGAUUUAGAUGGGCGCCUGGGGAAGAUGGCACAAGCCUCUCAGGUUUUGUUGCCUUUCUCUUGGCACAGCUCGGCGCAGGAUAGCCUGCGAGGGAGCUUCCAGCAGGAGGUGAGCAAGCUGGAGCAGGAGGUGGCAGCGCUGAGGAGGGAGCUGGCAGGCCUCAAGUCUGACCAGGAGGUGAUGGGGAAGCACGUGGAGGGGAUGCUGGAGCAGCUGAAGGCGGUGCGGGCUGACCUGGAAGCGCAGUUCCCGGCGUGGGUCAGUCAGUUCCUGUCGCAGUCCCGGCGGGAUGGUGCUGCUGGCCUCAUCCUCCAGCGGGAAGACUUGCAAGCCGAGCUCCAGGCUCUGGAGCGCAAGAUCCUCGCCAAAGUCUUGGAGGACCGGAGGCUGUCGGCACGGGAUGCUCAGGCUGGUAUCGGAGUGGCCCUGCGACAAGGGGGGACUGCAGGAGUGACAGAGGAGCAAGUGCAUCUCAUCGUGGGCCAGGCCCUGAAGCGCUACAGCGAGGACCGUGUGGGGAUGGUUGACUACGCUCUGGAGUCAGCAGGGGCCAGCGUCAUCAACACCCGCUGCUCGGAGACCUACGAGACACGGACGGCUCUGCUGAGCUUGUUCGGCAUCCCCCUGUGGUACCACUCGCAGUCCCCACGUGUCAUCCUGCAGCCAGACGUCAACCCUGGGAACUGCUGGGCGUUUCGUGGGUCCCAGGGCUUUGCUGUCAUCCGCCUCUCUGGCAUUAUCCGCCCCACGGCCGUGACGCUGGAGCACAUCCCGAAAGCUCUCUCGCCCCAGGGGACCAUCCCCAGUGCCCCCAAGGACUUCGCUGUCUAUGGCUUGAAGGAGGAGGGAGAGGAGGAGGGUCUUCUCCUUGGUCAGUUCACCUACAACCAUGAUGGCGACCCCAUCCAAACAUUUUACUUGGAGGGUGAUGCUGUGGGCACGUACCAGCUGGUGGAGCUCCGGGUGCUGAGCAAUUGGGGCCACCCCGAAUACACCUGCAUCUACCGCUUCCGUGUGCACGGGGAGCCGGCGCACUGA